Molecule: messenger RNA, 669 nt
Organism: Strongylus vulgaris
Lineage: Eukaryota; Metazoa; Nematoda; Chromadorea; Rhabditida; Strongylidae
Source: the annotation of a GenBank genome assembly
AUGAUACCGGCUGUUAUUGCUGAGAGAACAUUUGCGUCACGAUAUAUUAACGACUACGAGAGCAAGAGUCGUCCAUGGGUAUCGUAUUUGGUGAAUGGAAGCUCUUUUCUACUUGCUUCUAUGUACUUUUGGUCCCAGCAGUUUGGCUUACAUCUGGUACCGUACAUUAUAAUAGUGAGCAUCAUUGUUUUCAUGCUCUCAUCUGUUGCCAUUAUUGUCGUACAUCGUCGUGAUGUCUUCAAACUUCGCGACCUCUCGAAACAAGGGAGUCAAUCGUCUCUUGUCUAUACGUUGAGCACGAAAUUUCAGCUAGCCGAGAACGUUCGUGUGACUAAGUGGCUCAAAUUUGCUAUUAUUGGCGUGUCUGUUUGGGGAUUUGGAGCUUGUCUUUUGUCGGGAAUCGCAUAUGUGGUUAUUGGCGAAGAUAAACCCGUCAGCCAGGUCAUCUAUGCAGCUUUCAACACCUAUGUAGCCAUAUCACUAUCGAUUGUUAUCUGGUUAUCUCUGGCAGCUAUUGGUGUCUUACGGCGGCUGUUAAGACGAUUAUCAAAAUAUAUUUGUAGCACUAAUCGAGUUACCGCUAAUGAAUUAUAUCAAACUGCGCAUCACGAUCCGCAAACUGCAACGGAAAAAUACUUCAACCAUUUACAAGCUGCAUGGGCCAAGUGA